Eucalyptus grandis is the source of this 1527-nucleotide messenger RNA. Its product is annotated as SNF1-related protein kinase regulatory subunit beta-2. The record is from RefSeq and is a predicted model, not a curated record. Bases 604 to 1245 code for a protein of 213 amino acids. The transcript is spliced from 6 exons. Gene Ontology annotation, molecular function: protein binding. NCBI's taxonomy places the organism in Eukaryota, Viridiplantae, Streptophyta, Magnoliopsida, Myrtales, Myrtaceae.
AAAUUACGCUUUUCACAGGGGGAGAGGGAGAGGGAGAGGGAGAGGGACCUUUCUUUUCCCCUUUUCCUUUUUCCCUCUUGAGAGGGAGAGAUAGAAGACAGAAGUCUCUGAAUUUCGAAGGUUGCAAGCAGAGCAAUGGUGGCUCCUCUUCAGCUGGUUUCUGCUGGCGCCUUCUUCUGAUUCUGAUUCACGGUUAUGGUGAUGGGCAAUGUUAGUGGUAAAAGUGAUGGAGAAGGAACCUCUGGAGGAUAUGAACAGUAUGUGGAGAGUUCACAUGGUGCAAGUCACGUUUAUCCCGAGCAAUCGGUUGGAAAAAAUUGGCUGUUCAUCCCUGUCGAGGGUAAAUUGAUAGAUUGUUAGUUUUUCAUCUACUGACUCGACAGCAGCGGAUGCCUCUACUGAGGUUCAUACAUAGAAAGGAGAUCUCCUCUCUUGAACUCCUCUCUAGAGGGCCAAUCACUGCAUAUAUCGCUUGCGAGGAAGCUUUCCUAUUCCUUUUGCAGAUAGGAUAGAUAGAGUCGUUCGUUGUGACGGAUAAGGUCAUUAGUUAGUUAGCAAAAGAAUCAGGCCCCGGCGGUUCCUUUUCGCAAGCCUGCUGAUUUGAUGGCAAAUCAAAGUCUUGAUUUGCUUUGGAAAAUGAAUUAUGAGACUACCUGCCAUGAGAGACGAACACCAGUGAUGAUUACCUGGAAUCAUGGAGGGAAGCAUGUGGCAGUUACUGGAUCAUGGGACAACUGGGAAACAACUGAAAUGAUGCAGAGAUCAGGGCAAGAGUUCAUCAUCUUGAAGGUUCUUCCUUCUGGUGUUUACCACUAUCGGUUCGUUGUGGAUGGACAGGUCAAGUAUGCGCCAGAUUUGCCUUGUGAUUUUCAUGAACCACCAACAGCCUACAAUAUAUUGGACGUGAAGGAGUAUGCAGCUGAAGCCUGUCAAAGCGAAUCUGAGGUCACGCAUCCUCCUUCCCCUGAUGCAAGCUACAGCAGAAAUUCCAUAAUCGACAUCGAUUUCAGCAAGCCUCCGCCUGAUCUACCUCCUCAAUUGAAUGGAACUCUGUUGAAUGACUCACCAAAUACAGAUUGUUGUCAAUUUUCGACAAGGCCACGGCAUGUUGCAUUGAACCAUUUAUACAUGAAAAGCUGCGACCAGGGUCAGGCAAUUGCCUUUGGGUCCACACACCGUUUUCUUGAAAAGUAUGUGACAGUGAUUCUUUACAAGCCCUCCUGGAGACAGGUGAAGGAAAGAUGAGACCUUCCUCCUUUAUUUCAGUACCUGGAUAGAGGCAUCCGAGUUUUGUUGAUAAAAUUUUUACAAUCGUGGAUUAUGUUUAAGGAUGAGCGAGUGCUUUUAGGUAAAAAUCAUGACAGCUAUGUGCAUUGAUCAUCAGAAAGCGUUCGCUCUGUAGUGUGUAUGAGCAUAUAUUAGUACAUUUCCAUUUCCAGUGUAUGCCGAUCUUUUUCACCAAUACAACUUUGAUUAUCAAUUCACUUAUGUGGCUCUCCAACUAAUAUACGUUAUACAGAUUUCCAA